AUGACCGGUUUUUCUCGAUGCUUAAUCUCCACUCAUCAAAUCUCCCGUGCUCUUCCUCGUCUAUACCAGACAGGCUGUCACCGACCGGAUGCAGCUUCUUCUCCUUGUGACAUAUACACGCCACCACACGGUGCGUGGAUCUCUACCAUGCAAUACUCCGAUCCAAUCUUUCGGUAUUUGCUCGUCACAGCUGCUCUGAUGCACUCGUCCUCGCACCCAGACCUCAGAACUACUUUCAGCCGUUGGCGAACGCAGCCCCCCUCGUCGAGGAUUCGAGCCUCAAGACAAGGUGAGCUAUUCCCACGACAGCGAAGCGCCACUUCAUCACCGGUCUAA
Periconia digitata is the source of this 336-nucleotide messenger RNA. The record is from the annotation of a GenBank genome assembly. Lineage: Eukaryota; Fungi; Ascomycota; Dothideomycetes; Pleosporales; Periconiaceae.